CGCCCCCACGGCGCGCCGGGCGAUCACGUGACGUCCGCGCGCGUCUCCGGCCGCUGCGGGUUCCGAGGCCGAGGAGAGAAGACUGCGAAGUGGUCGCAGCGGUGGCGGGAAAGACAAAGAAUGAACCAGCAGUGGAAGAGAAAAUACUACAGGCUGGUUGAUUGCUGGUGAAGAUGUUUUAUUUUUGUGGCAGGCAUCUGUGGGAUCUAUAACAGAAAUGAUGGCUGGCUGUGGUGAAAUUGAUCACUCAGUAAACAUGCUUCCUACCAACAGGAAAGCUGAGUCCUGUUCUAAUACUGCACCUUCUCUAGCUGUCCCUGAAUGUGCCAUUUGUUUGCAAACAUGUGUUCACCCAGUCAGUCUGCCUUGUAAGCAUGUUUUCUGCUAUCUGUGUGUAAAGGGAGCUUCAUGGCUUGGAAAGCGGUGUGCCCUCUGUCGACAAGAAAUUCCUGAGGAUUUCCUUGAGAAGCCAACCUUGUUGUCACCAGAAGAACUCAAGGCUGCAAGUAGAGGAAAUGGUGAAUAUGCGUGGUAUUAUGAAGGAAGAAAUGGAUGGUGGCAGUAUGAUGAGCGCACUAGUAGAGAGCUGGAAGAUGCUUUUUCCAAAGGUAAAAAGAGCACUGAAAUGCUAAUUGCUGGGUUUCUCUAUGUUGCUGAUCUUGAAAAUAUGGUUCAGUAUAGGAGAAAUGAACAUGGACGUCGCAGGAAGAUUAAACGGGAUAUCAUAGAUAUACCAAAGAAAGGAGUAGCUGGACUUAGGCUGGACUGUGACUCUAAUACUGUAAACCUAGCAAGAGAGAGCUCUGCUGAUGGAGCGGACAGUGUAUCAGCACAGAGUGGAGCUUCGGUUCAGCCUCUCAUGUCUUCUUCCGUAAGGCCCCUAACUUCAGUAGAUGGUCAGUUAACAAGCCCUGCAACACCAUCCCCUGAUGGAAGUACUUCUUUGGAAGACUCUCUUGCUCAUUUACAACUCAGUGGAGACAACAUUGCUGAAAGGAGCCAUAGGGGAGAAGGAGAAGAUCAUGACUCACCAUCUUCAGGCAGGGUACCAGCACCAGCCAUCUCCACUGAAGAAACCGAAUCAGAUGCCAGUAGUGAUAGUGAGGAUGUAUCUGCGCUUGUUGCACAGCACUCCUUGACCCAACAGAGACUUUUGGUUUCUAAUGCAAACCAGACAGUAGCUGAUCGAUCAGAUCAUUCAGGAACCGAUCGAUCGGCAGCAGGGGGUACAACAGUGAGUGUCAGUGUCAGAUCCAGAAGGCCUGAUGGACAGUGCACAGUAACUGAAGUUUAAAUAGUCUUUGGCCCCAUGCACAAGGUUGAAAUGAUUAUUUGUAAAUUUCUGCCCACAUAACAUUAUACUCAUCCCUAGUAGUGCAUUUUGGGAGAGGGGGUGGGAAGGGGUGUGGACAAGAUAGACCUGUAAUUAAAAUGUCUAACAUAUCUCUGUUAAGAAAUUUAUUUAAUGUAUGGCUCUUGGGUGUUAAUAGUUGAGAGCUGUUUAGUAAUAACCCAGUUUUCUUGCAGUCUGUUUAUUUUAUAAGAUUUUUUAAAAAUUUUCUUCGGUUCUUUUGGCCAGUGUGUGUAUUAUCCGUGCGUUAAUGGUCCUCAUCUGACUUGCAUUGUGUCUUAUUUUUCUGCAUGGAUUGACAUAAAAUCAUUACUAAAAUUUGGCAUCUAUGAGAUACUUGGUAAGUUAUGAGCAGGAAGCUUAAUUUAAUGGGAGAAUAGAUGUGAAUUUGGGAAUUUAAAAGUAGAUGAAUAAUACCCAUUUUAUACUAAAGUUACUGAAAUGGAAAUGUAAAGAAAACAGCUAAUAACUUACGUUUCAGAAUUUUGUCAGUAACACUUCAUGGAGUUUUCAUAGGCUUUGCUGUCUAGUCCUUUUGUAGUUUUGAGGUUUCUCUUGAUCUGCAUUUUCUUUUUGAUUACAGAAUUUAUAAUUUAAUAAAUACAAGUUUAUCAAAAAUAAUUUGUCUCUUAUUUGAGUCUGAAAAGGGAAUGGAAACAUUUGGAUGUUGUAGACCAGGCUCACUAAAAAUAGUGUGCUGAUUUGAAUUGGUGGUGUUCUACUUAAAUAGUCAGCUGCUCGGAAAAGUAUUAUUUCUUCAUAGAGAAUAUUUACUAUAAUCUACAGGCAGUAUUUGCAGAGUAAAUAUGUAUGGAAAUAAACUAAAGCCUUAAAAACCUUAAGGACGUAAAUUUCAUAGCUGGUAGUAGAGGCAAGAAAUGUCUUACAUUUUCAUUAUUAGUCUUUGUUGGUGGUUUAACACUAACCUGGAUUAAAUGGUAGACUUAUUUAUAAAAACCAUUAAAGGACACAAAUUCACUUUACAUAAAAUGUUACAGAUUACAAAAUCCACUUUUAUUUGGUAGUUUUUAUAAUCUGUGGGAAAGUAAGAAGAAGUGUUGGGUUAGCCUGGUAAUGUAGAAUAUGGACUCUCAAAAAAAUAACGUUUGUCUUAUUUUCCUAACUAAAAACAGUAGGAUCAUGUUGAUUGCAUUCUUUUCAAGUUCUUAUGCAAGUUCUUUUCAAUUUAAUUUUCAAAUGUGAAGUGAAUGUUAUAAUAGCAAAUAAAGACUGUCCCUACUUUGAAAUAAUCUU
Molecule: messenger RNA, 2605 nt
Organism: Choloepus didactylus (southern two-toed sloth)
Lineage: Eukaryota; Metazoa; Chordata; Mammalia; Pilosa; Megalonychidae
Gene: RNF146
Product: ring finger protein 146
Exons: 3
Coding region: 218-1294 (358 amino acids)
Biological process (GO): Wnt signaling pathway; ubiquitin-dependent protein catabolic process
Cellular component (GO): cytoplasm; nucleus
Molecular function (GO): ubiquitin protein ligase activity; poly-ADP-D-ribose binding; zinc ion binding
Source: RefSeq, a predicted model, not a curated record